UUUCCAACUACGGUAAAUGAAAGCAAUUCUAAGGAAAUAUGGGUGCAGCGGCAGAUGAGGGUGCAGUGACAGAUCAGGGUUCGGAGCAGAGCGACCAGGCAGGAGAAAGGAAUUCAACUUCUUCUGGAGCGACAUCUUUGAAUGCAUCACGCAGCCUUGAAGAAAUCCAGAAAUCACAUGCUGAAGAGGAACAUAGUCUGAAAAUGAAGAUACUUGAAAAAGAAAAGAGGAACCUUGUGGAACAGCACGAGUUAAAGAUGAAAAUACUACAACUUGAGAAGGAAGCGCAGCAAAUAAAUAUCACCCAAAGCCAGCAAUGUAUUUGUCAUUGUCAUCAAGUUAUAAUCUUUAAUAAAGCUGCAUCGGGUUAUGGCACCAAUAAAGCUCGUCUUGGGAAAGACUCGGAGAAAGAUUUUGAUUGCUGUUGUCUUGCCUUACAACCAUGCAAGAACCCUGUCAUCACGAAAGAUGGCUACUUGUAUGAUAAGGAAGCCAUCUUGGAGUGUAAUCUCCUGAAGAAAAAAGAUAUCAAACUUCAGAUGAGUGAAUAUGAAAAACAAAUCAAGAAACAAGAGAAACUGGAUGAAGAUGGAAAGAAAUCACAACAAUUGAAGAGAGUCCAAGACUUUGUAGAAUCAGAGAGUAGUAUCAUUGGCGGAGCCUCUUCUGCUAAGCGAGCAAGGACGGGCGAGGCGUCGACAUCGAACGGUACCAAGUUGGUUUCUAACAUGAUUGAUGGCAGAAAUAAAGAAUUGGCGAGCUUCUGGAUCCCUGAACACACUCCGGAUGCAAAACCAACCCUCGUCAAAAAACCUAAACUGGAUGAAGAUGGAAAGAAAUCACAACAAUUGAAGAGAGUCCGAGACUUUGUAGAAUCAGAGAGUAGUAUCAUUGGCGGAGCCUCUUCUGCUAAGCGAGCAAGGACGGGCGAGGCGUCGACAUGGAACUGUACCAAGUCGGUUUCUAACAUGAUUGAUGGCAGAAAUAAAGAAUUGGCGAGCUUCUGGAUCCCUGAACACACUCCGGAUGCAAAACCAACCCUCGUCAAAAAACCUGUGAGUUAAAAACCAUCAAAUCUCUGUUACAUUAAACUUUGUGACUGAUUUUUGGGCAGAUUUCUAAGAUUGAUUGCAUUGUAAAAAUCAACCCCACAAUCAAUUGCUAAGCUUUAUGUAACAUGGCUCAGUUUGAUUUUUUUUAUAAUGCAAAUUCUGUGUUCUUGGGUACUCUAACAUCAAAGUGUAUAUUAUGUAAUGACAUGAGACCCAGGAAGGAUUUAAUGAAACAGGGCACUAUCUUACAAGAGUUGCAAG
Messenger RNA from Lytechinus variegatus (green sea urchin), 1313 nucleotides. RefSeq names its product nitric oxide synthase-interacting protein homolog. The transcript has 9 exons. The record is from RefSeq and is a predicted model, not a curated record. Lineage: Eukaryota; Metazoa; Echinodermata; Echinoidea; Temnopleuroida; Toxopneustidae. The coding region runs from base 39 to 1064 and encodes 341 amino acids. Gene Ontology annotation, molecular function: ubiquitin protein ligase activity. Gene Ontology annotation, cellular component: nucleus.